AACAGUUCGUCAGACACCUCGGUAGCUUGCUAGACUAAAUAGCCCAAACAACAAAGCUCUUCCGACGCUUUCGUGUAUAUUAGCCGCUGUAUGUCGUCUAGCGUUAGUUAGUUAUCCGAUUUAAUUUCAUAUUUACGGUGCUGUUGUUAUUGGUCAGCUAGCGUGCUGGUUAAGUUAGCAUUAGCCUAGCUAGCUAUCAUCUCCGACCAUGAGUUCACUGAGCUACUCACCUCCUGAUAAAGAAGAGGCGGUCUGCUGGACGGAGAAAGAAGCUCUCGUGAAAGAGGAGGAGGAGGAAGUUACAAUACAAAAACAAGUAGAGGGUGAGGCUGUUACGGUGAAAGAAGAAGAGAAAGACGUUUCAGUGAAAGAAGAGGAAGAUGUGUUCAGAGUGAAAGAGGAGGAGGAUGUGACAGUAAAAGAAGAGGAGGAGGAUGCAGUUUUUGGAGUGAAAGAGGAAGAGGAGGAGAUGACUGUCACAUCUAAAAUGGAGGAGGAAGAAGAAGAGGAGGAAACUGGAUAUCUGGGCCCAGUUUCCCAAACGCAUCUUAUGUCAUCCAAUGGUUCUAAUGAUGAACUUAACCGUAAGAUGCGUUUGAAAAACCGUUCCCUGAUUAACACUAGAGAGAGACCUGACUAUCGUGGAUCCUCUGGGGAGCCUCAGCAACCUCAUGACACUGAAGAGGCAGAGAAGAGUCUCUCCACAUCAGAACACCUCAAUAAACACCAGCGGAAACCCACAAGGAAGAAAUCUCACCACUGCUCUGACUGUGGGAAGAGAUUCACCUCUUCAACAGACCUUAAAAGACAUCAGAGAAUACAUACAGGAGAGAAACCUUAUAGCUGUGAUUGGUGUGGGAAGAGUUUUACUACAUCUAGCCAGCUGACUAUACACCAGAGAAUACACACAGGUGAGAAACCUUACCACUGCUCUGACUGUGGAACAAGUUUUGUUUCUUCCCAAUAUUUAAAAUCACACAAGAGAACACACACAAUAGCGAAACCUUACCACUGCUCUGACUGUGGAACAAGUUUUGUUUCGUCACAAUAUUUAAAAUCACACCAGAAAACACACACUGGAGAGAAGCCUUAUAGCUGUGAUCAAUGUGGGAAGAGUUUUAGUCACUCAAGCAACCUGAUGGUACAUUUGAGAAUGCACACUGGAGAGAAACCUUUUAGCUGUGAUCAAUGUGGGAAGAGUUUUACUUCAUCUAGUCAGCUGACUAUACACAAGAGAACACACACAGGAGAGAAACCUUACCACUGCUCUGACUGUGGAAAGAGUUUUGUUUCGUCCCAAUAUUUAAAAUCACACCAGAAAACACACAAAGGAGAGAAGCCUUAUAGCUGUGAUCAAUGUGGGAGGAGUUUUACUCACUCAAGCAACAUGAUAUCACACCAGAGAACACACACAGGAGCGAAACCUUGUGGCUGUAAUCAAUGUGGGAAGAGGUUUACUCAGCCAAACAUCCUGAUAGCCCACCAGAGAACUCACACAGGAGAGAAACCUUAUAGCUGUGAUCAAUGUGGCAAGAAUUACGCUGGUAAAAGAUCUCUGAUAAAACAUCAGAAAGUACAUACAUGAAGGGGUUGUUUCAUGAUAUCAAUGAAAUAAUGUCUCAAUGUAGAAUGUUUUAACAUUGUAGUAGGAGUGUUCUAAUGAUGUCACAAUGUAGAAUGCUUUAACAUUGUAGAAGGAGUGUUCUAAUGAUGUCACAAUGUAGAAUGUUUUAACAUUGUAGUAGGAGUGUUCUAAUGAUGUCACUAUUUAGAAUGCUUUAACAUUGCAGUAGGAGUAUUUUAAUGAUGUCAUAAUGUAGAAUGCUUUAACAUUGUCGUAGGAGUAUUUUAAUGAUGUCGUAAUGUAGAAUGCUUUAACAUUGUAGUAGGAGUAUUUUAAUGAUGUCACAAUGGAGAACCCUAAAGGUUUGUCCCCUGAUCUAUUGAUUUCAGCAUGAUAUGAAUAUUAGCCUCAUGGAGAAAAGUACAGGCUCUGAAUUGAAAGAGUACUAUUUAUGUGAUCAACAUAAACACAAA
Oncorhynchus masou masou (cherry salmon) is the source of this 2037-nucleotide messenger RNA. Its product is annotated as zinc finger protein 664-like. NCBI's taxonomy places the organism in Eukaryota, Metazoa, Chordata, Actinopteri, Salmoniformes, Salmonidae. Gene Ontology annotation, biological process: regulation of transcription by RNA polymerase II. The transcript has 2 exons. The coding region runs from base 209 to 1585 and encodes 458 amino acids. The record is from RefSeq and is a predicted model, not a curated record. Gene Ontology annotation, molecular function: RNA polymerase II cis-regulatory region sequence-specific DNA binding; DNA-binding transcription factor activity.